Molecule: messenger RNA, 659 nt
Organism: Gilbertella persicaria
Lineage: Eukaryota; Fungi; Mucoromycota; Mucoromycetes; Mucorales; Choanephoraceae
Exons: 2
Coding region: 182-544 (120 amino acids)
Source: RefSeq, a predicted model, not a curated record
GCCAAACUCACUUGUUGUUGAAGAAUCUAUUCAUUCUGGAGAUAGUCUCCAUCGUAUUGUUGCUAUAAGCAUUGAUGAAAACUCAGCCGAAUAUAUUUAUGAUUGGGCAGUUAAUAAUUUUAUCAAUCCUGCGACUGAUUUAGUCGUACUUCUGAACUGUCGUACAGUUGAUCCUCCUUCAAUGGCACCCUAUAUUAACCCAACUGGAUUUAUGGAAGAAUUUGACGAUACUAAAAAACAAAAGAGUCAUAAGUUACUUAAACAUUAUGCAGACAGAAUCAAGGCAAAACAGGUAGCUGUUCGGGCCAUUGCUUUAGCAGGUGAACCCAAACAAGAGAUUGUACGCAAAGUAAAAGAACUGAAAGCGGACGUACUCUUGAUUGGCUCCCGACAAUUGGGUGCAGUGAAACGAACCUUGUUAGGCAGUGUGAGUGAUUACUGCGCACACAAUGCACAUUGUACUGUAGUGACCAUUAAAGCAAAUCCUACACAUCCUGAAGGCAAACAUGAAAUGAGAAAUAUCUUUCAUAGAAAGUCACAAUAGUUUUAUUCUUCUUUACAGGCUACACAUUCAGACUUGUCAUUCGAUCUUGAUCUAGUCCCAUGUCAAUAUCUAAAUAAACUUGUUCAACUCACUUUUUUUCUCGGCAAGCUUUUUG